Molecule: messenger RNA, 1425 nt
Organism: Ilyonectria robusta
Lineage: Eukaryota; Fungi; Ascomycota; Sordariomycetes; Hypocreales; Nectriaceae
Product: kinase-like domain-containing protein
Exons: 3
Coding region: 1-1425 (474 amino acids)
Source: RefSeq, a predicted model, not a curated record
AUGGCACCUGGAUUCAGGUAUAUUCGCAUGGACAUGGAUGAGCUUGCUUACAAGCACUCCGACAACCAGUCCGAUGAGUGGGAGAAAUCGCUUCACAAGGCUGCUAUUUACCGUGAAGUCGCCAGCUUCAUUGGCAAGCACCGACUUGGAAAGCCUGUCGAGCUUCAUAAGCUGAUUAGAGGCGGCUAUAAUAUCUUCUACCGCUUGGAGUACGAGGACGGAGCUUCCGCGGCUCUGAGAAUUCCCUGUCCGGGUGUCAAGUUCCCGGAUAAGAAGGUUCGUUAUGAGGUGGCGACUAUGCGGUAUGUUGCUGCUAACACUACGAUUCCAGUUCCCGAAAUAUACUACUGGGGAACUGCAGAAGAAAACCCGUUGGGCUGGGGGCCAUUAAUCAUCAUGGAGUAUGUUGAACACGAGCGAACUUUAUCUCAUAAGCUUCAGUUUCUCUACAGGCAGAUGGCGAAUAUCCUUCUCCAGUUAUCUACCCUCUCUUUUUCUCGCAUCGGGUCCUCGGUCCAGAACAAGGAAGGCCAGUUUUCCGUUUCUGGGAGACGACUAAUGCAAAACAUGAAUUCUCUUUUUGAACUCACGGAUGCUCCUGCCAGCCUCCUCCCAACCCACGGGUUUGCAACGUCGAAUGAGUGGUAUAACGCAAUGGCCGACAUGCACCUCCUUCAGCUGACCUUUCAACAUAACAACGCGGUUGACAACGAGGAUGAUGCAUACGAUAAGUAUGUUGCUCGCCAACUGUUUCGGAAACUCGCAUCUGAUGGGCGGUUAGCCUCCGGAUUCGACCCCCAGACACGAGAGAAUCGUGAGCCCAUAUUCCGGCUCUUCUCUGAGGAUUUGGGACCGUCUAAUGUUUUGAUCGAUAAGGAUCUUCGGGUGGUCGGCGUCAUUGACUGGGAAUUUGCCUAUGCAGCUCCGGCCGAGUUCUCCUAUGAUCCUCCUUGGUGGCUCCUACUAAAAUAUCCUGAAUACUGGCCAGGAGGGUAUGAGGAUUGGAUGGGGGUUUAUGAGCCUCACUUUAGGACUUUUAUUUCCGUCUUGGAAGAGGAGGAGAACAAGCUACGGGUGGGGGAUAAAAUCAGGGAUGAUCCCCAAGGUCUCUCAGUCUCAGACAAUGAGACCUGGUCUCUUUCACGACGGAUGCAAAGGAACUGGGAAAGCAAGUCUUGGAUGAUUCGCUAUGCAGCAAGGAACAGCUGGGCCCUCGACUUUCUGUUCUGGAGGUACCUGGACUCUCGGUACUUUGGCGAAAAUCAGGAUGCUGAUCGCCACGCAAGGCUUCACCUGCUCAGCCAGCACAAGAUUGAUGCAAUGGAGCCCUUUGUUAAGUUAAAGAUGGAGCAGGACAAGGAGAAAGUCCUCGUUCGGUGGAGUGAUGAAGAUGUCAAGGCGGAACUAAGCAAAGUUAUGCUGUAG